This is a messenger RNA of Colias croceus (clouded yellow), 1903 nucleotides long. RefSeq names its product histone-lysine N-methyltransferase SETD1B-like. The transcript is spliced from 2 exons. The record is from RefSeq and is a predicted model, not a curated record. Bases 71 to 1612 code for a protein of 513 amino acids. NCBI's taxonomy places the organism in Eukaryota, Metazoa, Arthropoda, Insecta, Lepidoptera, Pieridae.
AUUUAAACCAGCUGAAUAGAUCACUAUCAUUCAUAGUUCACAACGUAUCGGAAUAAGGAGAUCGUUAAUAAUGAUUCAGCUUUUUAAAGUUGUAGUGUUCUUCUUGGUUGUUUAUCAGUGCCGCCUAGUCAACAGCAAAAAAUAUUUUAAGAUACUGACACUUGAAAAGGAACCUGGACAUGAACAUGAAGUACUUCUGUACCAUUAUAAACCGAUAUCGUUUAUCAAGGAAACAAUAACACCUUUUGGGACAUUUAGCUAUAAACAUUCAGUUGAGAAAAGAGAUUUACACAAACGCAAAACAAGAGAAAUUGAAGAUUUAAUAGAGAUGCCAAAUGUUGCCAUCAAGGAGGAGUUAAAGCCUAUUUUAGAAGAAAAAGUUGCUUUUUCAAGUAUACCUACGGAUAUAAUAUUAACUCGUAUGGAAUUUUAUAAAGGAAAGCCAUUACUACACACCAUUUCGAUGCCUGCAAGCCUUGAACACGAGUUGCAAAAUGAUCAACACAUAGAAGCAUCUUUAAUUGAAACUGAAGGCAUAAAUGAGAAGGCCAUACCUGAGCCUGUGCCUUUGAGUACCCCAGAGCAUUCCUCUGACAUACCAGAUAAAAGUAAUGAGUUAAUACGGGAUCAAAAUAGUGUGGCGACAAAUAUUGAUUUAAACACCGAAGUUGAGAAAAUUAGUUCAAAAACUGAAGAAAAGUCUAAAUUUGAAAAUUUAAAAUCAACUAAAGAUGAAAAUGAAAUAACUCUUGACGAGAAAACUGACAAUACAAACACAGGAGACACAAAAGUAGAUGAUAAAGAAAGUUCUCAAGUGGAAGAAAUCAGUCCCAAAGCAGAAAUAAAGUCAGAUUCAGAAGUAAAAAAAAAUUUAGAAGAAAAUCAAGACAAAGAAAUAUCUCCAGAAACCAAUUUAGAAAUAAAGGGAAAGUCAGAAGAUUUAAAAUUAAAUACAGAAAAUAAUGAAGAAGAAAAUUCAAAAGUAGAUGAUAUCAGUUCAUUAACAGAUGUGAAACCAGAAGAUGCAAAAGUAUCUGAAGAACAUCACGAAGUUGAGAAAGAAGCUGCUGAAGAAAUGUCGCUAAAUGAACAUUCUGAUUCAGGGAUUAUAGAUAACAGAGACAUAGAAACGGAAGCGACACAGGAUAUUAACAAAAAUAUAGUAUUAGUUGCCCCUAUUAAAUCAGAAGACCUUAGUUCAAAGUCCACCGAAGAAGUUGCACAUACCGUAAAACCUGUAGAAAUUCCACCUCUUCCAGUCAGCCCCUUACCAGUACCGGUAUAUAUUCCUUUCUAUACAGAAAUAAGAAACCCACAACCAAUUAUUGAGCCUGUGGUAAAUAUACCACCGGAAACUCCCGCAGAAGUGCAUGAAGUAGUAAGUGUUGUUCCACCUGUAGUGGUAAUAACGGAAAAAAAAGUUAUAUUGCCCCCACCACCGCCGCCGCCUGUUCAAACUAUCGAAACUGUGAUUGAAACUGAAGAAAGGCCAAGUUUGUUUUCGAGAGGAUCACGUUUUAUGCUCAAUUUUAGUUCCCGUAUUCUAAAAAAAUUAUUACGGUUCGUAUCAAGUGCCCGUACUCGACUACAUCUAGAUCCAGCUGAUGAAUAAUAAAUUGUAAAGUUAGUUUUAAAAUAUGUUAUGUAAUCAUUAGUUAUUUAUUAAAUUAUGAAUAGUUAUAUUUAUUCAAGUAAAAUAUUAUUGCAUAUAUGUGUGUUGUUUACAAAACUUUCACCUCAAAAUGAAGUUUUUAAAUAUAAAAAGUUAAUUAUUUAUUUUAUUAAGCAUGUAUCUUGUAUAAGAUUAUAUUCUGUAUACACUUUAUAUCCAUGAAAGACGUCUACUUCAAAGAAAGGUGAUUUAUUUAAAGAUUUUUAAAAAUACACAGAUCAGUUUCCGUGA